Messenger RNA from Plenodomus lingam JN3, 1419 nucleotides. RefSeq lists its product as uncharacterized. The record is from RefSeq and is a predicted model, not a curated record. NCBI's taxonomy places the organism in Eukaryota, Fungi, Ascomycota, Dothideomycetes, Pleosporales, Leptosphaeriaceae. Gene Ontology annotation, biological process: spliceosomal tri-snRNP complex assembly.
AUGAUACCCGAAUUCUCACCUCGACCGGGAGUCGACCUGUGUGACCAGAAUCUAUUCAAAAUUCUACGGCAGUCUUGGUUCGAGGAAUUGUUUCGCCCCAGAAUGGACCCCUCGUCAAUCAACAAUUGUGUGCUAUUGCUUGACCUACCGCCAAACGCACUCGCUGGGAUCGACCUGUUGUCCUUUACUACAUCACCGAGAUUCCAAGGCAUCAAGAAUCUACCUCCAGGGCUACAUUUCGUCUUUGCCGCAACUAGCGCUACCCUCUCCUCGAGAAAUGGGGCCUGGUUUUACGUCACCCCCGGAUCAGGAUCACCUCAAGUCUUCGUCAAGAAGUGGGACCAGACCACAGAGGAUCUGAUAGCCGAAACAGCCCAGGCUGAAGUCUUGAGAUGCAAAGCAAACCUUGGAAGUAUAUGGAAGGACGGAUUGACGCCGUAUCGUCAAACAGUACGCGAGGAAGACUCUGGAGCUGAAGACGAAUGGUCAGAAGAGUCCACAGACUGGAGCUGUCUUACAAACAAGAUCACGCCAACGCUUUUAUCGCGAAUAUGCGGCCUGAAUCCAGACCACUGGAAUUUGACUUCUGCAUCGUCUGCGUCACAGGAUCUGGAAGAGAUACCUGGUCUCGAAGCAAGUAGUAUCUUGCAUCCUGAAAAGGAACUUAGGUUUCUGCCCAUCGAUUUGAAGAGGACAUGGAGAGAAGGUGCUACAGGACGAGAACGAACAGAAGCGGCACAAGACAGAUCCUGGUUCCUCGGUGAUCUCAUCGAUAACCACUGUCAGGCAGAAGACCAAUGGGGCCGAGAGAGUGAAAUUUUAGGGGAGCUUCAGUUCGCUUUCCUCAUGGUCGUGACACUCAAUAAUAACUCUUGCUUAGAGCAAUGGAAACGGUUGCUUCGACUCUUGCUUACCUGUCGGCAGGCAGUCAAAGAGCGCUCUGGUCUGUUCCUUGACUUACUAAAGGUCUUGCGGUUACAGCUUGCUCAUUGUGCAGACAUGGAGGGCGAAUUGUUCGACAUGAAAGAAGUCGGCGGAGGUUUCUUGAAACCACUGUUCAGUCGGUUUCGGUUGACCUUGGACGAUUUCGAGGGCAAUUGGAAAUCGGAUCUCGUAGACCAAAUGGAGACCCUGCAGGAGUUUCUCCAAAAGGCAUUCGGCUGGCACAUAGAUGGCUCCUAUGUAAAGCGUGGAAUACUCGAGCUCGAGGAUGGCGAACAGGUUGAGAUGGAUAUGAACGGCGCAGACGAAGAGGACGAGUUGGGCGAGUAUGCCCCGGCGGUCGUGGAACUGACGCAAGAGCAGUUGAAGGUGUUAAAUGGAAGCGGCAUCGGUACCGCAAAGAGCAAGGCCGAUAGUUCCCCCGAAGAGGAGUCGGAAGAUGAGGCCGAUUUGGAAGAUAUGGAUACGAGAUUCUGA